Diatraea saccharalis (sugarcane borer) is the source of this 4009-nucleotide messenger RNA. The record is from the annotation of a GenBank genome assembly. Lineage: Eukaryota; Metazoa; Arthropoda; Insecta; Lepidoptera; Crambidae.
AUUGUUUCUUGCGAAAAAAAAUCUGAGCAGAUUUUGUGCUGUAAAAAUAGUUUAUUUAAUACUUUAAGUUUUUAUCAUUCAUUCAAUCAAAUUUAUCACCUAUAAUGGAAGUAACAGACGAAAAUUUAGUAACUCUCGCUAAUUAUUUGCAGCAAACAUUAAAUCCUGACCCGAAUAUACGAAGACCCGCUGAGAAAUUUCUAGAAGGUGUCGAGGUUAAUCAGAAUUAUGCGAUACUUCUACUUCACCUAAUUGAUAAAGAUGGAGUUGAUAUGACCAUCAGGGUAGCCGCUGCUAUAGCAUUCAAAAAUUAUAUUAAAAGAAAUUGGGCUGUGGAUGAAGAUGGAGCAGACAGGAUACACAUUUCAGACAGAAAUACCAUCAAAACUCUCAUUGUGUCACUUAUGCUGAAGUCCCCUGAAGCGAUACAGCGUCAAUUUAGUGAUGCUGUGUCUAUCAUUGGCAAAUGUGACUUUCCAGAGAAAUGGCCCAGCCUUAUACCAGAGAUGGUGGAGAAAUUUGCUACCGGUGAUUUUCAUGUCAUCAAUGGUAUCCUUCGGACGGCGCAUUCACUAUUCAAACGGUACAGAUAUGAGUUCAAAUCACAAAAACUUUGGGAGGAAAUCAAACAUGUAUUGGAUCAUUUCGCCAAACCAUUGACAGAUUUAUUUUUGGCCACAAUUGAUCUCACCACUAAACAUGCUGACAAUCCUCAAGCACUUCUCAUCAUAUAUGGAUCAUUAGUCCUCAUAUGUAAAGUGUUUUAUUCACUAAACUACCAGGAUCUGCCAGAGUUUUUCGAGGACAAUAUGCCUAUAUGGAUGCCGAAUCUUCUCAACUUGCUGCAAGUCAAAGUGCCUUGUUUGGAAAGUGAUGGUGAUGAAGAUAAACCGGGUGUUCUUGAACAAUUGCGCAAGGAAGUAUGCGAAUGUGCAUCCCUGUACGCACUUAAAUAUGAACCCGAGUUCGUUCCGUACGCACCCGGGUUCGUGACGGCCGUCUGGACUGUUCUACUGUCGACCAAUACACAGCCUAGAUAUGAUGCGUUGGUGUCCAACGCCCUAACAUUUUUAGCGAAGAUCGCUGAGAAGAACAGUUACAAGAGUUUAUUCGAAGACCCGGCGACUUUGAGCAGUAUAUGCGAGAAAGUCGUCAUACCCAACAUGGAGUUUAGAGAAUCGGAUAUGGAAUUAUUUGAGGAUAACCCCGAAGAGUACGUCCGUAGAGACAUAGAGGGCUCUGAUGUAGAUACAAGAAGGCGAGCCGCUUGCGAUCUGGUGCGAACACUGUCACAGCAGUAUGAAGAUAAAAUAAUGAAUAUCUUCGGACAGUAUGUACAGCUGAUGCUGCAGAAGUACAGUGAGGGUGGCGGUGGGGCGUGGCGCGGCAAGGACGCCGCCAUGUACCUGGUGACGUCACUCGCGUCCCGCGGCGGCACGCAGGCGGCCGGCGUCACGCGCGCCUCGCCGCUAGUGGACCUGGGCCAGUUCGCCGCCAAUCACGCGAUACCUGAACUGCAACGGGCCGACGUGAACGAGUUGCCAGUUCUGAAGGCUGACGCCAUCAAGUAUCUGAUGACCUUCCGCUCGCUGUUGCCUAAAGAACUGCUUAUUAACGCCUUCCCGUUAUUGAUUAAACAUAUAUCUGCGCGCGGCGUUGUCUGUACAUACGCGGCGUGCGCUAUAGAUAAGCUACUGGUAGCCGGUAUUGUUCCGUGUGCGGCUCUACAACCUCACGCUGCUACAUUACUGGCUUCAUUACUGGCCACGCUGGACGCGAACGAUCCCGCGAAACAUAACGAGUAUGUUAUGAAAGCAAUCCUCCGUACCCUAUCUAGCUUGCAAGACAGCGCGUUGCCUUAUUUAAGUGAAGCUCUACCAAAACUUGCUCACAUGCUCGCUGUCGUUUCAAAGAAUCCAUGCAAGCCACACUUCAACCAUUACUUGUUUGAAACACUAUCACUGGCUGUAUCACUGGUCACUAAGUCCAAUCCUAAUGCUAUCUCAGCAUUCGAGGAUGCCUUGUUCCCGAUAUUUCAAGACAUCUUACAGAAUGACGUUCAAGAGUUCAUGCCGUACGUGUUUCAAAUGCUUUCGCUGCUAUUGGAGUUACGCGGCGGGGGCGGGGUGGGGUCGGGAGCGGGUGAGGGGGGUGACGGCGACGCGUACGGCGCCCUCCUUCCUUGUCUAGUGGCGCCCCCUCUGUGGGAGCGAGCGGCGAAUGUUCGCCCGCUCGUUCGUCUGCUGUGCGCGUUCGUAGCAGCGAGGGGACCGCUCGUGUUACAAACCGGACGACUGAACGCUAUGCUGGGUGUGUUCCAAAAGCUGAUAGCGUCGAAGACUAACGAUCACGAAGGGUUCUAUCUCAUACAGACUAUGCUCUACAAAUUCGGCGAGUCUGUGAUGCAGCAGUAUGCUAAGCAGAUAAUGACAUUACUGUUCCAACGGCUGUCCUCGUCCAAGACUACUAAGUAUGUGCGUGGACUAAUAGCAUUCCUCGGAUUCUACGCGGCACAUUUUGGACCAGACAAUCUAAUACAACUGAUCGAUUCUGUGCAAGCGAAUAUGUUCGCGAUGUACGUGGAGCGAGUUUUAGUGCCGGAAUUGCAGAAAGUGGGAGGCGCUUUGGAACGUAAAGCGGCUGCAGUGGGAUGUGUGAAACUGCUCACUGAUAGCGCUCACUUCAGACAACACCUGGCGAGAUAUUGGCCACCGCUCAUGCAGGCGCUGAUAUCCUUAUUCGAAUUGCCGACGGACGAGUCCACAUUACCCGAAGAUCACUUCAUAGAAGUGGACGAUACUCCGGGAUAUCAAGCUCAGUACGCACAGCUGACCUGCGCUAAGGGAGCCGCCACUGAUCCACUAGCAAGUAUUGAUGAUCCCAAACGCUAUCUAGCUGAGAGCUUGGGCAAUCUCUCCAGGACAUCACCCGGAUUUCUGCCUCCACUGGUGGCUGCACUAGAUGAGCCUCAUCGUCAAGCCUUGCAGACCUACCUCAACGCUUACAGUGUACAGAUAUGCUGAUACGAACCGACAACCAGCAAUCUGGCGCUACUGACCGGACUCAAUUAAUCAGUGAAUAUCAGAUUAGUGAAGUGUUUGUGUUGUAAGAAUGUUUUGGCUGAGGAAAGUGUUUUGAUAUUGGGAUCUUCUAGCUGAAGUUCGUGUCGAUGGCUUUUCAGUAUAUAUUUGAUGUUCAGGUAAGAAAAGUAAAUCAAUAAAAUUAAUUGAAAUACCCACCAUAAUACACAUCAGACUAGUAAGACAUGUAAAAUUCACUCAAAUGAUUUUGAACUCUAACAUCUAUGUAUUAAGAAUUAAAAUCCGUUGGAAGGUUGCUAGCUAAGUAAUAUUAAUGUGUCUGUAGAGUGUAAAUAUGUAUUAGGAACAAGAAGUGUGCUAGGUUUUCUAUAAAACAUGAGCAAAAAGUGCACGACUGAUUAACUUGUGAAUGAAAUUCUCAAUGUGGCGCUGAGCGUCUUAUAAUAUUAAUAUUAACCAUUAGAUACAUAGUUGACGUUUCAGUUAUUGUAUGUUAAUGAAAAAUAUUUAAAAUGGCGACUACUACCCAUAUAAGUAUAUAUUUAUGUCAGCAGAUAAACUAAGUAUUUUCCUUUAUAUCUAGAUGUACCUACUUACAUUAUAUAUUUAAACUUCAUGUAUCGACGACGCUUUAUGUACGGUUUAUUUAUAUAGGAUUGAGUAGUUAUUGUGUAUGUGAAAAAGCUUGUCUCAAAAUGAUUUGUUACUGUGUCCAUCAGUGCAGCAGUGCCACACUUUGAUUUUUAAAUAAAUUGUUAAUUCUUUUAGUCGCUAUUUGUCACUAGCGAAAUUUUUCACAGACAGGCUGAGUUUAGAUAGUUGUCGUUAAACAUGUUUGUGUGGUGCUGCAGUAUUGAUGGACAUGUUAUGUCAUGUUGAAGUUACUUAUAUUUUUCCAUUAGGAAUAUUUUUCUUGGCUUAUUUGAUUGUAUCUAUAUUUGUCUGUUCAAUAAAUGUUUCAUAUUUUG